UCGUCGACGCAUUGUUUUCCUUUGUAAAUACACUCAUGUCAAAGGGUUGAUUGUACGAAUUGUCUCCCUUAUAUUAUUGGAGAACCGUAUCACAUAUCAGUGCAAUGGCCAAUGUUUUAACGUUUCAAACACAAAUAGCGUCCGUUAUGGAAGUGCUCGCAAACGCCGCUGUAGCAGAAAUCUGCCGACUUGUUGAGGACAGCUACAAUGAGUUACAGCUUGAAAUAUCACAAAGCCGCAAGGAAAAUAACCUCCUUAAAAAUAAAUUAAAAAUGAUAGAAAUUCGAGAAUCAUUUUAUCGCAGAGCCCACAAACUGAGGAACGUGUCGACUGACUAUACCAAAACAACCGACAAAGUAUCAGAGAGGAUAGUAAGAGUUACAGUGGGCUCGCUGAAUAAUGAGAGGUCAAACCGUUCCGUGGAGGUCUCGCUUCAACCCGAAAUACUUCACCUUCAUCAGUCCGAAGGGGAUGAGGAGCCAGAUGUUCUCAUCAUCAAAGAGGAAAGACCUGACAACAUAAAUGGUGAAGAUUCGGAAAGAGAGGCAAACCCUACUGAAAACCAAAAAGACGACACCCAGUAUGGAAAUGCAGGGAUUUUUGUAUCAGUCAAUAGAGAUAACACUAAUAGUGUCCAACACUGCCAUCAACAGACUAAUGGAAUUCAACCCGAUCUCCUGAAGAAUGAAAACCCUAAGGAGAUGAUUGCUACAGACACGCAUAUGCUUGGCGGUGAACCCAGAAUGGAGAGACGUCCUGAGGGAGAGGCAGAGUCUAACCUGCAUUUGGUCACCUCCUAUGCCUCAUGGGAUUCCAGUACAUUUGGCAUAGCCACAAACAAUCACUCAUACACCGAGUCUGACUGUAACGCGGGACCUUCUGUAAAUCAGUUUCUGAUAUACAGAGGGAGUGCAGAUCCGACAUGCUCCUAUGCAACUCAGAUAGACUCUAAUGACUUGCCUGACCAUGAGGUGGAGCAUCAUGUAAUGCCCAACAAUGGAGCUUCUGGACUUGAGAAAGUGGUAAUUUCUCCAUCUCCAUUUUCCCUUUCUUUCAAACUGCCGGACAGCGCUCGGAUGCAAAGGAAAGACAAGUUUUUGUGUAAACAUUGCGGGAAAGCUUUCUCUCAACCCAGUACUCUGCUUCGGCACCAGAAGCUCCAUACGAGGGAGAGGCUUCACAGCUGUACACUCUGUGGUAAACGAUUUAGUCAGGCAUCCAGUCUCAAAAGACACCACAGCAUUCAUAGGGGAGAGAAACCAUUCAGAUGCCUGCACUGUGGCAAGCAUUUCUCUGACCAAAGUAACCUCAAAAAGCAUGUGAAUGUUCAUACAGGCGAGAAGCCCUAUGGUUGUAACCAGUGCGGGAAAAUGUUCAACCAGUCAUCUAACCUUAAAACGCACAUGAAGAUCCACACACGUGAAAAGCCUUUCACGUGCGAACGGUGUGGAAGGAUGUUUGCAUAUAAGUACAUCCUGGUAAAGCACCAACAGAGAAACUGUUUGUCUCAGUUAAGUCCUGAUUGACAAAUGUAGACUAAAAGGUGGAAGCUCCAAGUUUCUCUCUCAAUAUAUUUAAGGCAUGUUCACACCAAGAAUAAUGACUUUAAAGUUUUAAAAAUUGUUUUAAGUUUAAGAGAAUAGUGGAGUCCAUACCAUUGCUAUAAUAAUGAUACAGAGUAACAAUGUUGUUGAAAUCACUUUCAGGCUGUUUUUUAUUCCAACUGAUAAACUGUGAAACACCAUGACAGCCAAAAAAAUCAGUUAAAAUGUAUUUGUUGCCGAUGUUUAACGUUUGGAUAGUUUGCUAAUGAAAUUUAAUGGUCAAACUGGUUCACAGUGUUUUAAUGGUUCACAUUGCUGGGAUAUUGAGUCAAUCUGCAUAACAAUUAAGGUGCAUUAAAGGCAACGUAAGAUGAAAAUUGUUUCUCUUUAUUUUUUAAUGCAUACUCUUCGUUUUAUUGUGCAUUAUUAAUUAAAGACAUUGUCGACAUUAUUUACUUACUGUCGCGUCAUUCCACACCUGUAUGACUUUCUACUGCAGAACAUAAAAGAUGACAUUUUGAAGAAUGUUGGUAACCAAGUAUUGGUCCCCUUUGACUUGUAUGGAUAAAACCACUGUUAAACGACAUUUAUUCAUUAAAUAAU
Triplophysa rosa is the source of this 2147-nucleotide messenger RNA. RefSeq names its product zinc finger protein 397. The record is from RefSeq and is a predicted model, not a curated record. Lineage: Eukaryota; Metazoa; Chordata; Actinopteri; Cypriniformes; Nemacheilidae. The transcript has 6 exons. Gene Ontology annotation, cellular component: nucleus. Gene Ontology annotation, biological process: regulation of transcription by RNA polymerase II; central nervous system development. Gene Ontology annotation, molecular function: RNA polymerase II cis-regulatory region sequence-specific DNA binding; DNA-binding transcription factor activity, RNA polymerase II-specific. The coding region runs from base 105 to 1526 and encodes 473 amino acids.